Messenger RNA from Epinephelus lanceolatus (giant grouper), 2225 nucleotides. RefSeq lists its product as uncharacterized. Gene Ontology annotation, cellular component: plasma membrane. Lineage: Eukaryota; Metazoa; Chordata; Actinopteri; Perciformes; Serranidae. Gene Ontology annotation, biological process: cell adhesion; positive regulation of cell population proliferation. The record is from RefSeq and is a predicted model, not a curated record. Gene Ontology annotation, molecular function: stem cell factor receptor binding; cytokine activity.
GCUCGGACAUCACACACAUACACACAAUGAGCUCUGUCUUUGAACUGAAAACACUUGAUUUCAUGCACCGGAUUUGAGCAGCCACGGAUUCUUGCUCCAUAUGAGGAAGACAAUCUUGAAAACACCUUGUCUCCUCUUGAGUCUGUUCACAAAUUUGAAUCUCUGCUCUGGAAAAUUUGGGACGCCGAUAACUGAUGAUGUGAGCAAGCUGUCAUUAUUGAAGCAGAAUAUCCCCUCUGAUUAUGAGAUUCCCGUUAGUUACAUUCCCAAAGAAGUGGCUGGCACGUGCUGGGUGGUGUUGAAUAUCUAUCCUUUGGAGCAAAGUCUGCGGAAGCUUGCCAACAUGUUUGGUGCCAUCUCCUCCAACAAAGAAAACAUACUUGUCUUCAUUGCGAUGCUGAAGAGUCUACGCUUCACCUUUGACCAUGAGGAACUGGAAACGGCGAUGCAAGUCUUCCAGUGUCACUAUCAGGAAGAGAGCUUAAUGUCCGGAGUUUACUUUGACUACAUCAAAGACGUCUUACACGCCGCCUCUCAAGGAACAUCUGGCUUCUCGUGCAAGCCACCACCAUGCCUUAAUCCACAUCAAACACCAGAAGGUCAAGAGGAGGGUCGUGAGUACAGCUGGUCGAAGAGAGCUCCCUUGCUUCUGGCUCUCAUCCCCUUCACAGCUUGUAUUAUUAUCGUAGUGUGGCUGGUCAAGUCUAGGAGGCUUUUACCAGUGUGCAACACUGAAAAUAGUCAAAUGGCACCUUCUGACAUGAUCCCAACUGUGUCUAUCUCCAUCCCACUCCAAACACUCGCCCACGCUGCUGACACUCAGCCGGUGGGGGAGGCGAUCCCUGAGCAUGAGAGCGGAUGAGGCGCGAUUAAUAGAAAAGGGAAAUGUGGACCGCAGUUUAACAACGCACUCUCCAGGUUGUUCUGUUAGUGGCCAGAGGCUGCUGGAUAAACGAGUGUUGUCUGACACUCUUCCUCUGCUUUCACUCAUCUGAGUGCACGGACCCGAGCUACGAGAGAAAACUCACCUGCUGUGAAGGCAGGUGUGUCACAAAAUUCCCCAGGCACGUCUAGCACUUAACCAUCCAAAGAGGCUUUUUUGGAUCCAGAGGAGGAACUCACUACACAAUGGCUGGUUAUGUGCCAAAAUGGCUGGUGAAGUACAUUAAUUGUCUCGUCUUGGCCAGUGUUUAACAGCACUUGGCCGGCCCUCUCUGAGCAGACUGAGUUGAGUUUUCUUUUUCUUUCCUGCCACUCUGAACCGUUGCCAUUCAGGGUGUUGCUAUGCGAUCAAACGUAUCGCUGGAGCCUUGAAUCAAAAUGAUCUCACAGGAAAAUGUCAUUUUAUUCUGCGAUGGACCUUUUCAUCAAUCUGUCGGCUGUGUCCUGGUGUUUACAGAGACUGUCCUUUCACUGCUGGUCUUAUAUUCUGACAUCCACUGAAAUGCACAUAUGCAAAGAAGUACAUUCCUAUCACCACUUCCUUUUGGUAAUGCAUCAGAAGUAUUGUGCAAGUGCAUCUACUGCAGCUUCUCUUUUACUUGUUGUUGACGUUAUUCUGAUCUGUGAUCUGUCACAAAUUGCAAACCUGCUAGUCACAAACAACACGCCAGGCGCUUCAACAAGCGUCCUACUUUGUGUAUCAAAGAUCUGACCAGAUGGCAGAUAGCCAUCGCCAGAGGCACUUUGAAUCCCGUCAUUGUAUUUCAAAGCUGUUGCCCAGUGAUCUAUAGCUGCUGCUCAGCCACAGUGAGUGUGUUUUUAAUGCCUUAUUCACUGAGUCAAUCAUGUUCAGUCAUGAGAACAUGACUCCCCGAGUGUGAGCGCUCUUGUGCUGUAUGUGUCAGAGCGAGGGAGCGAGAGACAGGACAGGCAGGACGAGGGAAAGUGAGGGAGAUAGGGAUAGAUAGAUGGAUGGACGGAUGAGCUCAGUGAGAAGCAUAAGGAAGGCUUGUUCUCGCCACAAAAGAACUGGCCGUAGGCUGGAGGAAAUGCCAGUUACAAACACGACUGAUGUCGGCAGAUCCCUAUGAAUCAACAGGCGAAGAAUCUUUCCAGACCGCAGGCUAUGUAGCCUCAUCUACAGAGGAUGGUCAGUAUUUCAAUAACAGUUUUUGGUAUUCGAAUGAUUUACUUCCACAACGCAUCAAUGAAAUAUGGGACGAUACACCUUUAUUAAAAUAUUUUCACUUUGUAGACAAGUGCUACAACUUUGGUGUUUUACU